AUGGCCGACCGAGUGGUUGCUCUGUACGACGAGAACGGGGAGAAGCGAGACAGGUUCUCCACCAAGCCCGCUGAAAAGGGCCCGAAGAACUACAUUGUCAGAGACCUGUGCUUCAGUCCCGACAGCGCGAGGCUCGCCGUCGCGCAGAGCGACUCCAUCGUUUUCGUCUACAAGCUCGGACUGGAGUGGGGCGAGAGCAAGAGCAUCUGCAACAAGUUCCCGCAGCCGUCCCCGAUCACGUGCAUGUCGUGGCCGGAGGCGAGGCCCAAUGAGGUCGUCUUCGGGCUGGCGGAGGGGAAGGUGAAGAUCGGGCAGCUCAAGUCCAACAGGCCCGCGACGCUGUACAACGUGGACAGCUUCUGCGCGGCGCUGGCGACGAGCCCCGACGGCAACGGGGUGGUGUCCGCCCACGCCGACGGGACCCUCUACAGGUUUCUCUUCGACGACAACGGUGCUCCAUCCCACACGAAGCUCGUCAUACACCCUUCUGUGCCAUUCGCGCUAAGCUGGGGCCUCAGCAUUGUCGCUGCGGGGAACGACGGGCAGGUGGUUUUCUAUGACGCAGACGGCGGUAUGGAGCGCACGUUCGACUACUCGUCGGACCCGUCCUGCAGGGAGUUCACGACGGCUGCGUUCAACCCUACGGGGGAUGCGGUGGUGCUGGGCAACUACGACAGCUUUCACGUUUUCGCCCACAGCCACAGGGCGGGGACCUGGGAAGAAGCCGGCGUCCGCAACGUGGAGAACAUGUACACCGUCACCUCGCUCGGCUGGCGGGCGGACGGGUCCCGUCUCGCCGUCGGCUCCCUUUGCGGCUCCGUAGACGUCUACGACGCGUGCGUCAAACGGACGAGGUACAAGGGGCGCUUUGAGCUGACGUAUGUGAGUCUCAGCCAGGUCAUCGUGAAGCGCCUGUCGAGCGGGUCGCGUAUCGUGCUCAAGAGCCACUUCGCGUGCGAGAUUUUGAGGGUUAACAUCUACCAGGACAGGUAUGUGGUCGCAAACACGACAGAAACGCUUCUUCUUGGGGACCUGGAAACCCUCAAGCUGUCCGAAAUCCCGUGGCAGACCCGCAGUGGCCGGGGCGGGGGGGUGGGCUUUGGGGGCAGCGACGCAUCGGUUUCGGCGUCGGCGGCAGCCGCUGCCACUGAGAAGUUCAUCUUCGAUUCUCCCUCUGCUGCCCUGGUGUACCACGCCAGCGAGCUCAGCAUUGUGGAGUACGGCCGGAACGAGGUGGGCAAGGCGGGGGGGGGG
Molecule: messenger RNA, 1254 nt
Organism: Ectocarpus sp. CCAP 1310/34
Lineage: Eukaryota; Phaeophyceae; Ectocarpales; Ectocarpaceae
Source: the annotation of a GenBank genome assembly